CUCUUGCGAGGUGGUUCUUACAGUGCAACACUUUGGCACCCCCAAUAGUGUUCGAUGCUGUAAUUUAGUGCAGGAGCAGAACAGAGUCAGAGUAUCUAUAUGUAUUUCUUGCGGCUGUAAACUUAAUUCUAACUUGCACCUUCAGAAGAUUUAGGUGACAAAGCAAGGCGGGAGUGAAGCAAUCGAUUUGAUCACGGCGCUUGGUGGCGUUUGUAUAAUAUCAAUAUUUUUAUUAAGCCACUAGCAGCCUGUGGUCAGGCUCAGUAUUGUUCUUCUGUUCAACAUGAUUUUGCAACGCCGGAGACGAAGUAGGGAUUAGGCAUCUGGUCGGAGAUUGAAGUAAGCUCCGCGGGUGCUCCGCCUUUCGGCUUUUCACAUGUUCACAGCAUUUCGCUCACCUAAAGUAGAGGCGUGCACGUAUCAAAUUGCUUUCCUUUUUUAUUUUCAUUUUUCAUAUCAUGUUGACUUUUUGUUUUUGUAGGACUUAAAGAAGCUCGCAAUAUCGAUAAAUCAAUGAGGACUUUUCUCGCACCACUCCCAUCACUAGUCUCACUUACUCCGGCCCUCGCCUUUCUUGUUCUCUUUCUUGAAUUUUUCAAAACAUCGACAUGGAUAUUUUCCAC
Molecule: messenger RNA, 623 nt
Organism: Amoebophrya sp. A120
Lineage: Eukaryota; Dinophyceae; Syndiniales; Amoebophryaceae
Source: the annotation of a GenBank genome assembly